CCACCACGUUUUGCAGUGUGGGGCGAGCUCUAAUAAACGCACAACCUUGUCCCCUCCCACUUGAUAAAUAUAACACACUCGCAGCAUCACUGCCACAAGCCGCUGCCCAGCUGCCGGGCACUGACACAACUUGCACUCGCUGCUCUCACUCUAGUGGCGCUUGGAAACCCAACUGUCGCGCUGCCGCAUUUUUUUAGCAACUUCAGCUCUACCGACAUGGACUUUCUAGCGACUGCGACCGGGGCGCCCUAUAUUGUGCCUAUCAAUGAUUCCUCCGCAGAUAACAUGUAUGGGAUCUACAGUGCUGUCAAAUGGACACAGUUUGUCACUACUUUACUAAGCGUUUUAGGUUCUGGAUCGGUCAUUGGGUAUGCAGUGUUUCAAAAUGCAGUCAAGUCUCCAGAGGUUCGACAUCUUUUCUACCUCAGCUUGUCAGACCUUCUUCUGGCCAUAUGUUGGCUUGUAGGGGCAGUUAUGUACAGGAAAACAUCUUUUAACAAAAACAUUGCCUGCUACAACCUCCAAAUAUUAGGGCAGAUGUUUUAUUUAUCCACCUUUUUCUACACAUUAAACUAUAUGUGGCAGCUCUUCUGCAAUGUGAAGACAAAAAUGGACCAUGACAUGAAAAAGAUCUCAGACAGCAAAUGUCAUAUGAGGAGAGCACUGACAGUUCUCUCAAGUUUGGUACCUGUCCUUCUCAGUGUUCCAGUGCUCUGUUUUGGCAAUAGCUAUGAAUGUUAUGGAAAUUCCACUCACCCACACAGCUGUUUAGUACUGAAUAUUGGAUCACAAAUUACUGCUGACCGGCAUACUUACAACAGCACCACCUGCACAGUCAUCUACUACUACAGCACAGUGGUGUUUCUUGCCAUGUUCUGCCUAGCAGCUGUUCUUAUUCUGGUCCUGGUGGGGUGCACCCAUAUUCUUUGCAGAAGGUAUCUGACAACGAGGGGACCGUUUGUGUUUCAGCAAUGGGCAGCAAUAAGCGUGGCUAAACAGAACCUCUUCUUUAUACCGUUUAUCUUCUUCGUGUGCUGCAUACCAGCUGUUUUACUUACUGCCGUGAGACUGCACAAACCCCAAGAGGAAUAUGAUGUCUUCACCAUACUCUAUUUUAUUCUGUCCUUAACAGCAGUAUCACAAGGCUUUCUUAACUGCCUGGCAUAUGGCUGGACCCAAAGGAUGCUGCGCUACAUGAAACAGAGCACUUGCCGUGACGUGGACACACAGACCCCUUUACUGUGUUCACAGAAGAAGUUCUAUGCCAGUAUACGUGUCUCAACAGAAAGCACAUUGCCACAGAAAGUCUCUGCUUUAUGACAAGACUGUCUUUCUGCAUGACUUCUGGGUGAGCCCUGACAUAGUUCAGUUGAAGCAAAAGACGUAGAAGUGCAGGGGCACUGGAGAUAUAAACCAAACUUCAAACAUUCAUACAGACCCUUGGUUUAUUACUGAAGAGUGAAGACAUUUUCUGCCAGUGGUUAUUCAGUCUUGGAUUUAAGGCCCAGGAGCUGACGGUACCCUAUUGUCUUCAUCGCCUUCAUCAACACUAGACUGGAGUGUUGUGAACUCUUUCAUAGACUACGGAGCUGUAACUGACUGUGUAUCUGUGAAUACAUUUCUAUGGGGAACCUACAAAGCACUACAUUUGAGCAGAUGUCUAAAGUACAGAUAUUUUAUUCUCUGCUCCGUCAAUCAUUUUAUUAUGUAUAAAACUCGAAAUCUUCGAAUUAAAGCUAAUGAUGGGACAUUA
Messenger RNA from Xenopus laevis (African clawed frog), 1753 nucleotides. RefSeq names its product transmembrane protein 116 (gene tmem116.S). The transcript is spliced from 11 exons. The record is from RefSeq and is a predicted model, not a curated record. The coding region runs from base 217 to 1320 and encodes 367 amino acids. NCBI's taxonomy places the organism in Eukaryota, Metazoa, Chordata, Amphibia, Anura, Pipidae.